Molecule: messenger RNA, 6421 nt
Organism: Phascolarctos cinereus (koala)
Lineage: Eukaryota; Metazoa; Chordata; Mammalia; Diprotodontia; Phascolarctidae
Gene: PDZD8
Product: PDZ domain containing 8
Biological process (GO): mitochondrial calcium ion homeostasis
Cellular component (GO): mitochondria-associated endoplasmic reticulum membrane contact site
Molecular function (GO): lipid binding; protein binding
Source: RefSeq, a predicted model, not a curated record
AUGUCCACAAGAUGGAGGCAGGGGGGGCGGCGGCGGCGUGAAGGAGGCGGGGGUGCCCGUGUCCGGGUCCGGGUCGGAGCAGGUGCCUCGGCAGCGGCGGGAUGGAGCUGCUCAUGAUCAUCGCGGUGUCGGCCCUCGUCGGCUCCUUUCUCACACUCCUCGCCCAGUUCCUGCUGCUCUAUCAAAGGAGUCCCGAGCCGCUGUACCGGCCGUCCACCGCCGACUGGGGGGUCCACCACGUCACGCCGGUGCCGGGCCUUCACCUCCGCGAGUACCUCUAUGGCGGCAGCUCGGGCCGGUCGUCGAAGCCCCCUGAGGGCGGAGGCGGGGGCGGCAGCGGCGGCGGGGGCCCGAACUCGGAGGUGCCGCGCUCCUUGGAGACCUGCUACUUCCUCAACGCGAUCCUUCUGUUCCUGUUCCGGGAGCUGCGGGACACGGCCGUGGCCCGGCACUGGAUCACCAAGAAGAUCAGGGUGGAGUUCGAGGAGCUGCUGCAGAGCAAGACGGCCGGCAGGCUGCUGGAGGGCUUAGGCCUGCGGGAAGUGUCCCUGGGCCGCUCCGUGCCCUACGUCAAGACGAUCCGCCUCUUGCAGCCCGUGGUGCCCUCGUUCUCCAACGAAGCCGUGGUCACCGAUGGCGCGGAAGACCUCCCGGCCGCUUGCCCAGAGGAGCUCAUCUUCGAGCUGGACGUGGAGUACAGCGGCGGCUUCCACCUGGCCAUCGACGUAGACCUGGUUUUCGGCAAGUCCGCCUACCUCUUCGUCAAGCUGUCCCACAUGACGGGGAAGCUGCGGCUGGUCUUCACUCGUUUGCCCUUCACCCACUGGGCCUUCUCGUUUGUGGAGGAGCCAGUGAUGGACCUAGAGGUGCGCUCCCACUUCGAAGGGCGCCCCAUGCCGCAGCUCACCUCCAUCAUCGUCAACCAGCUCAAGAAGGUCCUCAAGCGCAAGCACACCUUACCCAACUACAAGAUCAGAUUCAAGCCGUUUUUCCCAUUUCAAGUCUCACAAACCACAAAGGAAGAAAAUGAAGCAUUAUACAUACAACAAUCUGGACUUGCAGAAGGCCGCCUUAAAAUUACUCUAAUAGAAUGUAGCAGGUUACUGAUUUUGGGAUCCUAUGAAAGAGAAGCAAAUAUUCAUUGCACACUUGAGUUGAGCAGUGGUGUUUGGGAAGAAAAACAGAGGAGUUCUAUUAAGACGGCUGAGUUAGUAAAAGGAAACUUACAAAGUGUCGGACUUACACUUCGCCUCGUUCAGUCGUCUGAUGGAUAUGGUGGACAUGUCGUAAUUGAAACUGUGGCACCAAAUUCCCCUGCCUCACUUGCAGAUCUUCAGCGGGGAGACAGACUUAUAGCCAUUGGAGGAGUUAAAAUCACAUCUACAAUCCAAGUGUUAAAGCUCAUUAAGCAAGCAGGUGACAGAGUGAUGGUGUAUUAUGAAAGGCCUGUUGGUCAGAGUAAUCAAGGAUCAGUAGUACAGGAUAGUUUUACACCAGUGGAAGAUAAUAGUCUUCUGGCAAAUUCAUAUCAACCGAAUUUUGAAGAAGACAUAGCUAGCCUUGUAGAGGAUAUUGAUAACAAAGAUAUAGAUUUAGAAUUUGAAGAUUUGGCAUGUGAUGUCAAGGUACAAAAUGAAUCCAAAGAUGAGAUUCCAUCAGUAAGUCAGAGUCCCAAGCGAAGUUCAGCACAAGUUAAUAAGUCUUAUGGAUCUGUCUCACCAAUUUUAAGCCGUAAACCAUCAAGUUACGUGGUACCACGAAGUUCUCAAGUCAAAGAUGCACCCAAAUUAGUGACACAUAGGGUCUCUGAAACCUUAGACCCAGCACAACAGUCAGCAAGAGCAUCACAGACAUCUCUUCUUAAGCCUUCUGUGUCACCCAGGCCACAAAUGAAAUCUGUUCCACCCUCUACUCAAAGCCAGACAGAAUUAGACAUACUUGUUGAAAAAACAGAGAAGCCACCUUCUCUUCCACAAACAGAAAAACUCCCAGAAAAGUUAGUGACAAAUAUUAAUCAUACAGAAGAUGCAUCCAUGUCAAAGCCAUCUGUGGUAAAGCAGGAAGUGGUAAAAGACCCAGUUUCAGACAGUGCUAAUAAGGACAGUGCAGAUGACCAAACAUGGGAAUCAGCAGAAAUUCUUUAUCAUCAUAAAGUAGGUAAAUGGACAAGAAAGAAGGGAACUUGUAUAUUUGACAUAGAAGACUGCCAUAAGUACCUGAAUGUUGCAUUGUGGUGCAGAGAUCCUUUCAAGGUGGGGGGUCUCAUCUGCUUAGGACAUGUUAGUGUAAAACUGGAAGAGAUUGCUUUAGGGUGUUUAGCUACUUCAAACUUGGACUAUUUUACAAAAUUCAGAUUGAAUCCUCCAAAACCUAAAGCUAUGGUUACUAGAACUGCAUUGCGAAAUCUGAAUAUGCAAAAGGGAUUCAAUGAAACAUUUUGCUUUGGUGACAUUACUAUGCAUUUCAAAUACUUGAAAGAAGGAGAAUAUGAACAAUAUGUGAAUCUUAUGGAGAAGGAAAAAGAAAGCAAUUUGAUAGAGGAUGUUCCUGCCCUUAUUAAAGAUGAAUAUUUUCUUGGACAGAUGAAUUUUGCAGAAAAUAAACAUUGUUUCCAAGACACUCAAUUCCAGAAUCCAACAUGGUGUGAUUAUUGUAAGAAGAAAGUUUGGACUAAAGCAGCUUCCCAGUGCAUAUUUUGUGCUUAUGUUUGCCACAAAAAAUGUCAAGAAAAAUGCUUUUCUGAGACUCCUCUUUGUGUGGGACCUGAGAAGCAAAUGGACCGGAUCUUGAAAAACUUGCGGAUAGAAGGGCAAGAAAAUAUCAUAGGAAUGUCUUCUAAUAAAUCAGUUGGUAAAAGUACAGGUAUAACAAGGCAUUUAUGGAAUACUAGCUCUCGUAUCUUAAGCUUGCGUCAAAGCGUUAGAAGAAACCAAGGUGAACAAAUUGCUGAAUUGGUAGAACCCUCACCCAAGCUAACACCAAACACUUCUGAUAAUGAAGGCAGUGAUACAGAAGGUUUUGGUCCAAAUAGUCCUUCCAAGCGGGUAGGCAGCUCAGGAAUCAAAUUGGCAAGGAAAGAAGGAGGCCUAGAUGACAGUGUCUUCAUCGCAGUUAAAGAAAUUGGCCGUGACCUUUAUAGGGGUUUACCUAAUGAGGAAAGAUUCCAGAAGCUAGAAUUCAUGUUAGAUAAACUGCAGAAUGAAAUUGACCAGGAGCUGGAACACAACAAUUCAAUUGCUAGAGAAGAGAAAGAGGCAACCGACUCAAAGAAAAAAGCACUCCUUUCGACUGCCUUGACUAAAUCAGGUGAAAGACUACAAGCUUUAACACUUCUUAUGAUACACUACAGAGCAGGUAUUGAAGAUUUAGAACUAGAAACUCUGUCUUUAUAUCAAACCAAAAAAGUGGCUACAGAUGAUGCAGAAGAAGACCUCGAUAAUGAAAUAUGUGAACUAAUGGAGGCUCAACCUUUUGACAGCAUAUCAGAUGAGUUAUUUGACUCAUCUGAACCUCUGUAGUAUACUGUUUGCCUAUUUAACCUUCCAAACAAUUUCGGGAAAAGAAUUGCACUUACUAAAAUACAUCAGAUACACCCCCAUUUAAACACUCUUAUAAUAUGUAUGGCCUGCUUCUCCACAUUUAUUUGCCUGUCUUAACAAAAAAUGAUAGUUGUUUUCUUUCCCCCCAGCAAAAUGUAUGACCUUUUGACUUGGCUAAAUUGGUUGAUUUGGAUUGUAUUAUAACAUGGUUUUUGGGUUAAUACUAGUAAUUUAUUUUUACUAAUUUAUUUCUAACUUUUUCUAUUAUGGAAACUAACAUUUCAUGUUGAUGUUCUUUUCCUUUUUGUUUCUGAAUCAGUGUUAAAUAGUAUACUGUCAGAAUUCUUAAAAUGUUUUAAUUUACAUCAUGGUGAUAGUUAUGAACUUGCUGCAUGCCCGAACUGAUAAUACAGCAAUCAUUGAAGGAAUAGGUUUUGAUAUUUUUGAUCGUGUUACAUUUAUUUUUGUCUCAAAUUGGUUGUAGGAUGUUUUCUUGAUGGGGGGAUGGGUGUGGGUAGAGGAACAAUGGGUGAUAUUUGUUGGAGGUGAAUUUGGAUUGGGUUUUUUUUGGGGGGGAGGAGGUUGGCCAAACGUUAUAUGAAAGCAAACACUGUGGCUUUUAUUUUGUCUACGAUUAUUUAGUAAAGAUAUUAUAUAUGAUGUUGCUUGCUUUCUAUGCUGUUGUUUUAAAAAAUGUUCUUUUCAAAAGUUGUGCAGUUGAAUUUUGGCAGUGUUAAGACCCAGUUCAGUGCUUUCUUUGAAGAGCUAGCACUGUUGAAAUACAGAAAGUAAAAGGUACAAUUUGAUGCAUUUGGUCAAGAAUUUCUAGCCAGGUCACUAACAUUUUUUGCCUGUCAGGUUAAGAAUUUUAAAAUUAUGAAAAAUAUAACCAAUAGAUCUUUGAUAUUUAACCUUUCAAAAUGUUGAUGCUUUACCUUUUAUAGAUUGGUGUAUUUGCUAAAAAGCAUUUAAAGUUCUAAACAUUUAGACACUUAAAAAUCUUUAUCCUGCAGAAAGUAAGAUAUGUAAAAGAAUGUCACGUUUCAGAAGACUGUAAAGAAGUUGGGUUGGCAAUGGUGUUUUGUUUUAGAAACAGGUUUAUGUUUGUACUGAAGAAGGCUUUGGGGAAGAGCAUUGUACAGAAACAUGUUUGAUCCAUCACCUGUCUCCUCUAUCACAAAAUUUCAUUUAGACCAAUGGAAUGGAUGUUCUCAUUCAGAAUGCUUUUAUGUAACAUAGGUAGAAUUGGGGCCACUUCUCUAAAAAGAAGACAUGAGAUGAUCGUGGAGUCAGAUCAGCCGUCCUUACUACCAUGUAAUGGACAGGAGAUGUAUAUGUAUUCUCUUUCUCUAUCUCUCCCCUUCUCAUCCCCUCCCUCCCUGCUCUCUCUUAAAAUAUUUUGAAUGUUUUAGCUUUUUGCAUAUGUAGAAAUCAUAUAUGCAUAUUUUCUUCCCUGUGGGUAGGUACUUUACAAGAGAAUUGGUUUUUAGAACUUACUGGAAUUUAGACUGACUAUAAAACAAGUUAAAAUUUACAGAUAGUUUAUGUAUGAUGGCUUCUAAAGCUCACUGGCCCAGGAGGUGAAACCUGAGUUUUAGUCCAAGCAUUUCAACUAAUAAGCUCUGUGACCUUAGGCAAAUCACAUAACCUCUCUGUGCCUCAGUUUCCCCAUCUGUAAAAUGGGUUUGUAACACCUGCCCUGUCUACCUCACAGGAUUGUUGUGAGGAAAACAUUUGUGUAUGGGAGAACAUUUAAAAGUAAAGUAUACAAAUGAAAGAUGGUUAUUGUUAUUAGCCUAAUGAGGCAACAAUCCAGGGGGAAAGGAAAGGGGGAAACACAAAGAUACAGACUGCUACUUCACUCUCACAGUGAACUAUUGCUAUCCUUCAUGAAACUUUUAAUAAUUGCAAGGUGUUUAGGACAUGAAAUCUUUUGUUAGCCAAGUGUGUGAAAAAGAUAUUCCAAGUUUUUAAAAGGCCUGUUCUGUAAUGAAAAAAAAAAUACUGUUGCAGAUACAAAUUUCCUUAAAAGUUCACAUACACUAUAAAUUACUCAAUAAUUCAAAUUCAGAAUGAAAUUCUGACCUAUUUUUGGCUUCUAAAAAUAGCUUACCAUCGAUGAGCAACAGGGCUGUGGGUCUUUUUAGUGACUAUGAUCAUGGUAAUACCAUGGUAAUUUUAAUUGACAUCCAAGAAUUCCAUCAGAUCUCUGCCUGGUUUAAGGGAGCUGUAGAAAUAACAGAAAACUGUGGGUUCCUGAAAAUCCAUGCAAGUUUUGAAAGUAUUUAACCAUGUAGAACAAUGACUACAGAAAGCCUAGAUAAAAUCUUAUUUAUAUGAUGCUGCUAAUGAUAUAUGUAAAAUAUAGAUUUAAUGUAGUGCAAUGUUUUUUAUAUACACUGGGUAAAGGGGACUGCUGUUCUAUAUUUGAGGGGAGGGUGAAGCAACAAUCCAGUCAAUCUAAGUUAUAUGACAUGAAGUUCCAGAGGGAAAAAUUAUAAUACAUUACAUUACUGAUGUGUAAUCUUUGCUGCCAUGCUAUGUUAUCAGUAGCUAAAAAAUAAUAAUAAAGACUACCACAGAAAACAAGAAUAUUUUUAUUUUUGUGACAUCUAGAGAGUUGGUAGGUAUUGCAUAUUUCCAAGAUUGCUUCCUACUAGAAUUUUGUCAUGAAAACAAGCAUUUAUAAAGUCUGAUUUCUUUAAAUAAAGCUAUCAUUUUUAAGCUGCUUAAAAGUUUUUUUUUUAAUAUACAAUAUAUUACUGUCGAAAUCCUGGAGAAUUUAUGUAUACCUCCACUAUAUACAAGUAAGGAGAAUAUUUAGCUUAAUUUUUCUAAGGUAUUAUUGAACCUAAAUCAAUAAAAGUGAAAUUUUAACACCA